This is a messenger RNA of Cuscuta europaea, 3076 nucleotides long. NCBI's taxonomy places the organism in Eukaryota, Viridiplantae, Streptophyta, Magnoliopsida, Solanales, Convolvulaceae. The record is from the annotation of a GenBank genome assembly.
GGUGGAUGGCCUCGUGGCUGGUCAGCGGUUCAGUUAAAAAGCUAAUCCACCCCUUGGACUCUUCACGUUUCAAUGUUCUUCACCUUGUCUUAGUUAAAAAUCAAAAUUUUCGAUUUCUCCAUGAGAGAGAAGCACAGUAUAGUUGCGGAACAGAACAUAUUCUUCCCUCUCCUCUAUAUUUUAACCCCCACUUCUCCCUUAGCUUAUAAAAACGUCAUCUUUUUCUUUCGCACAACCAGAAGCUGAGGACCCAUAUCAUUUUUCAUUGAUUAGCCGGAGCUUAAUUAUUAAUAAGCUUCAGGCCACCUAAUGAGUUCUCCAAAAAAGAAUGCAUUUUUUCUCUUUGUCUGCGUUUUCCUAUCAGAGAUUGUUCAUCUAUGCUUCUGUUCUAAGGUGUAUGUGGUGUACAUGGGGAGCAAAGCGGGAGACGAUGACCCAGAAGAGAUCUCGAAGAAACAUCACUAUAUGCUAACUUCUAUUCAUGGUGGAAGAGUUGAGGAGGCCAAGGCAUCUCAUGUGUACAGUUAUAAGAAUGGUUUUAAUGGGUUCGCUGCAAAGCUGACACGGGACCAGGCCACUGAAAUUGCCAAAAUGCCCGCAGUGGUAUCUGUAUUUCCUAACGCCAAGAGGAUCCUCCAUACAACUCGUUCCUGGGACUUCUUGGGACUUACUGCCCAAGAAACUAUGCAAGUUCCAGGCUUUUCCACCGAGAACCAAGUUAAUGUUAUCAUCGGCUUUAUUGAUACAGGGAUUUGGCCUGAAUCAUCCAGUUUCAGUGAUGCUGACAUGCCACAGGUGCCACAGAGAUGGAGGGGCCAAUGCCAAAUAGGAGAGGCCUUCAAUGCUUCAACAUGCAACAGGUGUGAUUUUAGACAGCUUGAAAUCAGUUGUUUGCAUUGGAGAGGAAGAUUUACUACUAAUCAUGCCAAACCAAGUAAAUAUUACCAACCAAAUACAGGACAAACUGUAUGGAAAGAUGAAGUUUUUCGUAUAUGCAGUGCUAGGCCUUGUUUGGUGGAGGAAGAUUGUUGGUGCGAGAUAUUACACCAGUGGCUAUGAAGCCGAAGAAGAGAUGGUGGAGAAGGAGUCGUUCAAGUCAGCCCGGGACAGCUUGGGUCACGGAAGCCACACGGCGUCAACAGCAGCCGGCCGUUACGUUGCAAACAUGAGCUACAAAGGCCUCCUCGCAUCUGGAGAAGCCAGAGGUGGCGCCCCUCGAUCCAGGAUAGCUGUUUACAGGGCUUGUUGGGACUCCGGCUGUUACGACGCGGAUCUGCUGGCGGCGUUCGAUGACGCCAUCAGCGACGGCGUUGACGUCGUGUCGCUGUCUCUGGGCCCGGAUGCUCCCCAGGUCGACUACUUCAACGACGCCAUCUCAGUCGGUUCGUUCCAUGCCGUCAGCCACGGGAUUGCGGUGGUUGCUUCCGCCGGCAACCAAGGCUUCCAAGGAUCCGCUUCAAACCUCGCCCCUUGGAUCAUCACUGUUGCCGCUACUUCUACGGACCGGGAUUUCACUUCUCAUAUCUUAUUUGGGAACGGCGUUAACCUCACGGGUGAAAGCCUAAGCUUAGUUGAAAUGACAAACUCCACAAUAAUCAUACCUGCAUCCACUGCUUUCAAUGGAUAUUUCACGCCGUAUCAAUCCAGUUACUGUCUGGAGAGUUCUCUGAAUAGAACGAAGGCGACGGGGAAGGUUCUUGUGUGCCGACAUGCAGAGAGCUCGACCGAGUCAAAGGUGGCAAAGAGCGUGGUGGUCAAAGACGCAGGUGGGAUUGGGAUGGUUUUGAUUGAUGAUGCAGAUAAAGAUGUUGCUGUUCCCUUUGUCAUUCCUGCUGCCAUUGUUGGGAAACAAACAGGAGAUAAGAUCCUUUCUUACAUUAAUAAAACAAGAUUACCUUUGUCAAGGAUUCUAUCAGCAAAGACUGUAUUAGGUACUCGGCCUGCUCCACGUGUGGCCGCCUUCUCUUCAAGAGGCCCUAAUUCUGUAACUCCAGAAAUAUUGAAGCCAGACAUUGCGGCUCCAGGUUUGAAUAUCCUAGCAGCUUGGUCUCCAGAAGCAGCGGCAAAAGUGAACUAUAAUGUACUCUCUGGAACUUCCAUGGCUUGCCCUCAUGUCACAGGAAUUGUAGCCUUGAUAAAAGCUGUUCAUCCCUCAUGGUCUCCGUCUGCGAUCAAAUCUGCAAUCAUGACUACAGCUACAGUUUUGAACAAGCUUCACAAGCCCAUUUCUGCGGACCCAGAUGGGAGAAGGGCAAAUGCAUUUGACUAUGGCGCGGGUUUCAUUACCCCAACCAGAGUCCUUGACCCCGGGUUAGUGUAUGAUGCGCAACCAACAGAUUACAAAGCCUUCCUUUGCUCGAUCGGCGGUCAUGAUGAGAAAUCGCUGCACUUGAUCACCGGAGACAACACAACUUGUGAUCAAACGCCCCCUUCGCCCUCUGCCCUUAACUAUCCAUCCAUCACCGUUCCAGCCCUCAAUGGGGAGGUUUUGGUCACUAGGACAGUGACAAAUGUGGGAAAGGCAAUGAGCGUGUACAAGGGGGUGGUGUAUCCUCCAAAGGGAAUCAAUGUGACCGUGCUGCCUAGACAGCUCUCAUUUAGUCACUAUGGUGAGAAGCUUAACUUCACCUUAAUCUUUAAGGUGGCUGCUCCAACACAAGGAUAUGUUUUUGGUUCGUUGUCAUGGAGGAGCAAGGACAUCUGGGUUACUUCGCCGCUUGUUGUGGGAGUUGCAGAUUCAAAUAUCGAUUAAGACAGCAAUACUUACCAGCAGAUACGUCACAAUGUAUUACUAGUACACACAAACACAACUUCAAGAUCGAAUGAAAUGUAAAUUAUUGAAUUUGUGUCUCUGGUCGUAGGCAUUGUUCUGCAAGCUAAGUUCUCCUAUUAUUAGCAAAAGAAAUAUAAAUACCUUGCUUGAUAUACACUUACCGAGCUCAAUCUGUCAAAUCUAACUCUUUUCAACUUAAAACAACUCUCUGUUCAACUAUGCAUUGUUUCAUCAAAGCUAUGUAGCCCAGAAACUCUUGUGAAAUUGUACGUUUCCGUUUCGGAAACUCUAUGGAAAUUUUUG